UCCUCCUAAAGCUCUCACUCACUCACUCACUCUCUCUCUCCAUCUCUCCUCCUCCGCCGCCGCCACCUCGCCGCCGGUAAAAAUGGCUCUCCGAACAUGCACUCUCUCUCCUCACUCCAUUCGACCGUCGUCGUCCUUUCCCUGCGCCGCGAAGCAGCAGAUCGCGCUCCCGUCUUUUUGCUUCGGUUCCAAGAAGAAUGUGGUUUUGAGCUUCAGCUCCAACAGUAGUACUGGAAAGAGGGAUUACAGAGUCCGGUCAAGCUUGGAGACCAUCGAACCUACCGUCGGGCAGGUGACCGAGGUCGAUAAAGAUACCUUCUGGCCGAUCGUUAACGCCGCUGGAGAUAAGCCCGUCGUUCUCGACAUGUACACCCAAUGGUGUGGUCCUUGCAAAGUGAUAGCUCCAAAGUAUCAAGAACUGUCAGAGAAGUACCUCGAUGUUGUCUUUCUAAAGCUUGAUUGUAAUCAAGAUAACAAGUCAUUGGCCAAAGAACUUGGGAUAAAGGUGGUUCCAACUUUCAAGAUUUUAAAGGACAACAAGGUUGUAAAAGAAGUAACCGGAGCUAAACUAGAGGAUUUAGUUCUUGCUAUAGAGACAGUCAAAUCAAGUUGAAUAUUAGGUCCUCUUUGAUCGUUGCUUUGUAUAAUGUUAAGAAUAUAGUGAAAACGUUCACUUCAAACUGAUUGGUGAUUGUACUUGUAUGUAUUUAUGAGAUGUUUUCUCUGUGAAAAUAGUUGAAAGUGUUAAGGAAUGGAAAGGAACCAUAUCAUAUGCUUCUUUAAUAAAGAUAAUAUAUAGCUAGGAUGUGGUUCCUUGUGUUUA
This is a messenger RNA of Humulus lupulus (European hop), 823 nucleotides long. Its product is annotated as thioredoxin F-type, chloroplastic-like. The record is from RefSeq and is a predicted model, not a curated record. The coding region runs from base 83 to 613 and encodes 176 amino acids. Lineage: Eukaryota; Viridiplantae; Streptophyta; Magnoliopsida; Rosales; Cannabaceae. The transcript has 3 exons.